This is a messenger RNA of Oppiella nova, 441 nucleotides long. NCBI's taxonomy places the organism in Eukaryota, Metazoa, Arthropoda, Arachnida, Sarcoptiformes, Oppiidae. The record is from the annotation of a GenBank genome assembly.
AUGAACGCACAGUUGACCCACAAAGUGGUGGCAAACAAUCACAGUCAUCGGUGUCUUCAGGUAGUAGUUAUGGAUUCAAAUUCAUGUCAACUGGUUGUCAAGAGUGAAGAGCCAUCACCUGAGGGUCCCACUGAAGACCGAGACGCUUACCAAAUGAGUGGUAACGUGAAUGAAGACAUGGAUGUGUCCAACGAUUCGGUGACACAAACCAGCGAUGAAAACGAUUUGAUAGCCACUGAAGAGUCGGUUCAACCAUCAGCUGAUGGCAAUGGUGUUGCCGUAAGUGAUAACGGUGUCAAUGGAUCUAAUGUGUUGCCGAUAACCAGUGACCAACUGAUUGGCGCCCGACUGCUGCAAGAGUUCGUUGCGAAGACUUUCGAGAAUCAGAUGAAAAUGAGAGCCAAUAUGAAUGCCUUACGUUAUCCCAACUNAGUUAAUUAA